This is a messenger RNA of Echinops telfairi (small Madagascar hedgehog), 3791 nucleotides long. It is a transcript of the gene FBLN2, whose product is annotated as fibulin 2. The record is from RefSeq and is a predicted model, not a curated record. Gene Ontology annotation, cellular component: extracellular region. Bases 38 to 3709 code for a protein of 1223 amino acids. Gene Ontology annotation, molecular function: calcium ion binding. Lineage: Eukaryota; Metazoa; Chordata; Mammalia; Afrosoricida; Tenrecidae. The transcript is spliced from 17 exons.
ACCCAGCACGAGUUGUGCCUGAGCUGGCGGUGAGACAAUGGAGCUGCUCCGGGGUCCUGCGGCAGCCUGGUUGGCCCUGGCGGUGGCCUUGGUGUGCCCGGGCGAGGCCGCCCCGCCACAGGACUGCACAGGCAUCGAGUGCCCGCCCCUAGAGAACUGCAUCGAGGAGGCGCUGGAGCCCGGGGCCUGCUGCGCUACCUGCGUGCAGCAGGGUUGUGCUUGCGAGGGCUACCAGUACUACGAUUGCUUGCAGGGCGGCUUCCUGCGGGGCCGGGUGCCCGCCGGCCAGUCCUACUUCGUGGACUUCGGCAGCACCGAGUGCUCCUGCCCGCCUGGUGGUGGCAAGAUCAGCUGUCAGUUCAUGCUGUGCCCAGAGUUGCCUCCUAACUGCAUUGAGACAGUGGUAGCCUCGGACAGCUGUCCGCAGUGUGGCCAGGUGGGCUGUGUCCACAUGGACCACAAGUACGCCGCGGGCCACACUGUCCACCUGCCACCCUGCCGGGCCUGCCACUGCCCUGACUCAGGGGGUGAGCUAAUCUGCUAUCAGUUGCCCGGGUGCGACAGUGAUGCCGAGGGCUUGCCAGGUGCUGCUGCCGCCAGCACCGGGAACUUCUCAGACACCGAGGUGGGUGACCCGGGGCGCCACUACGAAGACCCUUACAGCUAUGACCAGGAGGUGGCCGAGGUGGAGGUGGCGGCAGUGGCCCUGGCAGGCGAGCUCCAGGCAGGAGCAGGGGGCCCGGCCGCUCUGGGAGGUGGGAGUCAGCCUCUGUCCACCAUCCAGGCCACACCCUGGCCAGCUGCCCUCCCCAGGCCCACAGCGGCCACUGCCCUAGGACCCCCAGCCCCCGCUCAAGCCAAAGCCAGCAGAAUGAUGGAGGAACGCAAGGAGGAAGAGGAAGAGCAGGAGGAGGAGACGCGAGAGGAAAGAGCAGUCACGGAGCAGCUGGCCGGGCUGCCCACCGCAGGCCCACUGGGGCCAGGUCUGCCAGUUCAGGAGGUGGGGGCAGAAGCCAGGGCAGGGCCUGAAGAGAACCUCCUCCCCGACGCGCUGCCCCGCCCUCCUCGUGAGGGGCAGCAGGAGGGAGCCAGGCCAGCACCGACAUCCAGUGUAACAGGCCCUGCCCCCACGCCGAGUGCUCCUGGGGGUCCAGCGAAGCCCAGUGUCCACAGCAUCCUGACCACAUCGCUGCAGGAGGUAGCCCAGGACCUCCCAACCCAAGAGGUGCCCAAGCAGCCAAAGAUUCUGACCCGUCCCCGGGCAGACGAGGACACAGACCCCAACUCUGUCCAUUCUGUCCCUAGAGCUGGCCCUGAAGUCUCCACCAAGGACCUGAUUGAGACUUGCUGCGCAGCUGGGCAGCAGUGGGCCGUCGAUAAUGAUGAAUGCCUGGACAUCCCAGAGACUGGUAUGGAGGGUGACGUCUGCAGGACAGCUCAGAAGCACUGCUGUUCCUCCUACUUGAAGGAGAAGACCUGCAUGGCUGGUGUCCUGGGGGCCAAGGAGGGUGAGGCCUGUGCGGCCGAGGACAGCGAUACCUGUGGCGUCUCCCUGUAUCAGCAAUGCUGUGACUGCUGUGCCAUGGGACUUCGAGUACAGGCUGAGGGCCACUCGUGUGAGUCCAACCCCAACCUGGGCUACCCCUGCAACCACGUGAUGCUCUCCUGCUGCGAGGGCGAAGACUCCCUCAUCGUGCCAGAGGUCCACAGGCCUCCGGAGCCCGCGGCCAUCCCGCGGAGAGUUUCAGAGGCAGAGGUUGGCAGCCGAGAGGCCCUAUCCCUGGGCACGGAGGCUGAGCUGGCCAACAGCCUGCCUGGCGACGACCAGGACGAGUGUCUGCUCCUGCCGGGGGAGCUGUGCCAGCACCUGUGCAUCAACACGGUGGGCUCUUACCGCUGCGCCUGCUUCCCUGGCUUCUUGCUGCAGGACGAUGGCCGCACCUGCCGUCCAGAACACAACCCCCCCAAAGUGGAGUCUGCGGUACAGUCUGCACCAAGGGCACCAUCAUCCCCAGUGGUCCCCAACACAAUCCCACUACCCCUGCCUCAACCCAACACCUGCAAAGACAACGGGCCCUGCAAGCAGGUGUGUAACUUCAUCGGGGACACAGCAAUGUGUUCCUGCUUCCCUGGCUACGCCAUCAUGGCCGACGGCGUGUCCUGUGAAGACCAAGACGAGUGCCUGCUAGGUGCUCACGGUUGUAACCGGUGGCAGUUUUGUGUGAACACCCUGGGAUCCUUCUACUGUGUCAACCACACAGUGCUCUGUGCCGAGGGCUUUAUCCUCAAUGCGCACAGGAAGUGCGUGGACAUCAACGAGUGCGUGACUGCCCUGCACACGUGCAGCAGGGGCGAGCACUGCGUCAACACCCUCGGCUCCUUCCGCUGCUACAAGGCCCUCACCUGCGAGCCGGGCUACGCCCUCGUGGACGGCGAGUGUACGGAUGUGGAUGAGUGUGCCCUGGGCACGCACAACUGCCAGGCGGGCUUCACGUGCCAGAACACCAAGGGCCACUUCUACUGCCAGACUCGAGAGCGCUGCAUGCAGGGCUUCCUGCAGGACCCCGAGGGCAACUGUGUGGACAUCAACGAGUGCACGUCACUGCCUGAGCCCUGCCAGCCGGGCUUCAGCUGCAUUAACACAGUGGGCUCCUACAUCUGCCAGAGGAAUCCCCUGCUCUGUGGGCGCGGCUACCACGCCAGCGAGGAUGGUGCCAAGUGUGUGGAUGUGAACGAAUGUGAGGCAGGCGUGCACCAGUGCAGCGAGACCCAAGUGUGCUACAACCUGCCCGGCUCCUACCGCUGCAACUGCAAAGCAGGCUUCCAGCGGGAUGCCUUCGGCCGGGCCUGCGUGGACGUGAACGAGUGCUGGGCCUCCCCGGGCCGCGUGUGCCAGCACACCUGUGAGAACACGCUCGGCUCCUACCGCUGCUCCUGCGCUUCCGGCUUCCUGCUGGCCGCCGACGGCAAGCACUGUGAAGAUGUGAACGAGUGUGAGUCGCAGCGGUGCAGCCAGGAAUGCGCCAACAUCUAUGGCUCCUACCAGUGCUACUGCCGCCAGGGCUACCAGCUGGCAGAGGACGGGCACACCUGCACAGAUAUCGAUGAGUGUGCACAGGGCGCCAGCAUCCUCUGCACGUUCCGCUGCGUCAACGUGCCAGGGAGCUACCAGUGUGCAUGCCCAGAGCAGGGCUAUGCCAUGAGGGCCAACGGGAGGUCCUGCAAAGACCUGGACGAGUGUGCACUGGGCACCCACAACUGCUCUGCAGCUGAGACCUGCUACAAUCUCCCGGGCAGCUUCCGCUGCCUGCGCUUUGACUGCCCGCCCAACUAUGUCCGGGUUUCAGAAAUGAAGUGUGAGCGUACCACCUGCCACGACCUGGCCGAGUGCCAGAACUCCCCGGCACGCAUCACAUUCUACCAGCUCAACUUCCAGACUGGCCUGCUGGUGCCUGCACACAUCUUCCGAAUCAGCCCGGCUCCCAUCUUCGCGGGGGACACCAUCUCCCUGACCAUCACCAAGGGCAACGAGGAGGGCUACUUUGGCACUCGCCGGCUCAACGCCUACACGGGCCUGGUCUACUUGCAGCGCUCCGUGCCCCGGCCCCGGGACUUCGCCCUGGAGGUGGAGAUGAAACUGUGGCGCCAGGGCUCCGUCACCACCUUCCUGGCCAGGAUGCACGUGUUCUUCACCACCUUUGCCGUGUGAGGCCUCCGGCCUUGCGGGUGGGGCCCCUGUGUGCGGCUCCCCUGGGAAGCACUGGGAAAGCUUUCCAUUUCCAAACCGCCUU